This is a messenger RNA of Peronospora belbahrii, 2682 nucleotides long. The record is from the annotation of a GenBank genome assembly. NCBI's taxonomy places the organism in Eukaryota, Oomycota, Peronosporomycetes, Peronosporales, Peronosporaceae.
AUGAGCUACAACGAUCUGGAGACAGUCCCAAGCGGGCUAUUAACGAUGUCUUCUUCGUGGAAAGCACUUGACUUUUCGCAUAACAACAUUUUGGGCAUACCUUCAGGUAUUCAGAAAGCUAUUGCGGAAGGUUACAUCUCGUUUGACUAUAAUGCGUUGGCGGAAAUCGAGGAGGAAGCCAUGGCUGGCGCCUCAAAUAUACAUGAGCUUCGACUAGCUUCUAAUUGCAUCUUCACGGUCAACUCCAGAGCAUUUGCGGGAAUGUCGGCGCUGAGAAUAUUGAAUUUGCGAGACAACGUCAUUUCUGUUAUCGAUGAAGAGGCAUUUGAGGCUGUAGACGGACUCAGAGACCUUAGGCUAGACGCCAAUAACAUUCAUCGAUUAACACUAUCGUCGGUUCCGACUAGCUUGGAGCGCUUAGAGCUCCAAGACAACCUAAUGGACCUCAUGCCUAACUUCCCUGAUGAUUUCAAGGCAUCACGCUUGGUGUAUCUAAAUCUGAGCCACAACUAUUUAUGGUCAAUCUCAACGAAUGAUGCGCUUCAUCCAUACACUGGUCUCGUAACUUUGGAUUUAAGUAACAAUCGAGUUGUUAACUUCAACGCCGCUGUGUUUGAUCCGAUCAUGUCAACCAUCAAAUCCAUGAAUUUUGACUCCAACCUUAUUACUUCCAUUCCCACUACAAACUUCAUAGCAUUGGUGAAGAGGCUACUUACAAACGUCUCUUUAGUGAAUAAUCCAGGGAUUGGCUUGUCUUCAGACGUGGCAAUGCGCAAUGACUGUCCAAACGGCAGUGUCUUUGAGGAACUCGAUUUAUCGUCCUCACCAAGAUCAGGAUCUGCAAACACAGUAAACCUAUUUGGAUGCAUUCAGUGUGUUGCGGGUACUUUUCACAACAACUCCACAGGAACUUGUGUGGCAUGCAGUGAAGUCUCGUCUCGUGCUUAUUCUGAGGAAGAUGGUGCAAUUGUAUGCCAGUACUGCCCGUACUCUUCAGACUUGGAACCCGACCGAACGAUGUGCAAAGACUUUGCUUGUAACAUUUUGUGCUGGCUAACGCUAUCGAUGGGAAUCGCGAUUCCAGGUAUAAUUUUCGCCAGUAAGUUCUUGUUGUGUCUCAUCAUGAAAAGCUCAAAGCGUACGCGCAAGAUGGACAUCAAGGAGCAAGAGGCAAUGAAUGACUGGCGCAUGGAACUGAUGAUGCACCAAUUGGCUGAGCACACGAGUCCAAGAAGCGAUGAUGAGGUCGACGAAGAAGCAUCUGAACAUGGCAAAGUGCCACUUCGCAUUUAUGAUCUUCCCGAAGAAACGAAAGAUAUUGUAGUAAGCACUCUGCGGGAACACUUUCAGAUUCAAAAAGAGAAGCGAUGGCGUGCGCUUCCUUUAGACGAGCAAGAGGCUAUGAGUGAAUGGAAUGAUGUCGAGUGGGAAACAUUUCAUAUGCACCGUAUUCUUAGCCGUAGCUACCAUGGUGAGAUCUUUUUGGGAGACUACUGCGGCACACAGGUGGUCGUGAGGCGCAUGAUGACACUUCGUUUUGAGGUUAAGGAACUUGCUGAUACUAUCAAUGAUGUGGAGCUAGCAAACUCAUUGCAUCACCCUAACAUUGUUGCUUGCCUGGGUACGAUGUGGUCAGAUCCGGAGCACUUAUGUGUCAUUUCUGAAUACGUAAAAAAUGGUGAUUUGGCAGCAGUGCUCGAGGUGGACGGACUGGACUGCUCAAAUAGAUACAAUUCACCGUUGUUAGGAACAUUAGCGUCAUUUCCACCCGAACAAAUCUUUGGUGAGGAUAGCGAACACAAACAGGCACAAGCCAUGGUAUUUGGGCUAUCAAAGGGAUCACUUACAACGCGUUUUCAAAUGGCUGUUGAUAUAUGCAAGGCGCUUGUCUACUUGCACAACAUGGGUAUUUCACACGGUGAUUUGCGAAGUCGGAAUGUCCUGGUGACGGAGAUGUUUCGGUGCAAAAUUGGCGAUGUUCGUCACAACAGUCGAGACGACAAGUAUCAUGCAACACACAUCCUUCUUGUUGAGGGUUCAACCGAUCAGGAUUCCGACUCGGACGAUCAGGAUGGAGUAAACCUGGAAAGCGUUCGGUUUCUUCAACCACAAAGACAAGAGUCCCGAAAGCAACCCAGGCUCACUCUGCCGCUAGUGGCACCAGAGGUGCUACAUCACAACUCGCGGCACCUUCAUGCUGACAUUUACAGCGUCGGGAUCCUGCUUCUCGAGCUUUGUUUUCACUCGCGUACUGCCAUCCAGAACAAUAGGACAAACGAUGAUUUCGAGGCCCGAAGUCGAACGAGAAAGCUGCGACUUACUAUCGAUGACGAAGCAAAAAGCGGGACUACUACCAAAGAAGAAGCGGUAUUUCUUAGAACAGCCUGUACCAUUCAAAAGAAGAAAGAGCAUAAUGCUGCUAUGCAUCACUUCAUGAGCAAGUUACGCAUGCUUGCGAACGUUGGCAGUUCUGAUGCUAAAGCAGACGAGAGCAGUUUCGGCACUACGGCAACAUCUUCUGCUAUUUCACUGACAAUAUCGCUAUUAUCAUCAAGUGCGUAUGUCGACAAAUUGUCUCGGGCUAUUGAAGAUUGUCUGCAAAGCGACCCGAAGAAGCGACCAACUGCAAAGAAGCUGAUGGAUCUCUUUCAGUCUUUCCUCGAUGAGAUAAGCGCUACAUAG